GGGGCUCGGCGCGGCGGCCACUGCGCGAGGCGACGCUGCGGUUUCGGCUCCAGACAUGCUGCUGCUCAAGAAACAGACGGAAGACAUCAGCAGCGUCUAUGAGAUCCGGGAGAAGCUCGGCUCGGGCGCCUUCUCUGAGGUGAUGCUGGCUCAGGAGCGGGGCUCCUCACACCUUGUUGCCCUCAAGUGCAUCCCCAAGAAGGCCCUUCGAGGCAAGGAGGCCCUGGUGGAGAACGAGAUCGCAGUUCUCCGCAGGGUCAGCCACCCCAACAUCGUGGCUCUGGAGGAUGUCCACGAGAGCCCUUCCCACCUCUACCUGGCCAUGGAGCUGGUGACAGGCGGCGAGCUGUUUGACCGCAUCAUGGAGCGUGGCUCCUACACGGAGAAAGACGCCAGCCACUUGGUGGGCCAGGUCCUCGGGGCCGUCUCCUACCUGCACAGCUUGGGCAUCGUGCAUCGAGACCUCAAGCCUGAAAACCUCCUCUAUGCCACGCCCUUUGAGGACUCCAAAAUCAUGGUCUCCGACUUCGGCCUCUCCAAAAUCCAGGCUGGCAACAUGCUGGGCACUGCCUGUGGGACCCCGGGAUAUGUGGCCCCGGAGCUCUUGGAGCAGAAACCCUACGGGAAGGCUGUGGAUGUGUGGGCCCUGGGUGUCAUUUCCUACAUCCUGCUGUGUGGGUACCCCCCCUUCUACGACGAGAGCGACCCUGAACUCUUCAGCCAGAUCCUGAGGGCCAGCUACGAGUUUGACUCUCCCUUUUGGGAUGACAUCUCAGAAUCAGCCAAAGACUUCAUUCGGCACCUUCUGGAGCGAGAUCCCCAGAAGAGGUUCACCUGCCAGCAAGCUUUACAGCAUCUUUGGAUCUCGGGGGAUGCGGCCUUUGACAAGGACAUCCUCGGCUCAGUCAGUGAGCAGAUCCAGAAGAAUUUUGCCCGGACCCACUGGAAGCGAGCAUUCAACGCCACCUCCUUCCUGCGCCACAUUCGCAAGCUGGGCCAGAGCCCCGAGGGCGAGGAGGCGUCGGAGCGGAGGCUGGCCCGCCACAGCCACCCUGGCCUCCAGUCUGGCCAGUCCCCCAAGUGGUGA
Molecule: messenger RNA, 1087 nt
Organism: Enhydra lutris kenyoni (northern sea otter)
Lineage: Eukaryota; Metazoa; Chordata; Mammalia; Carnivora; Mustelidae
Product: pregnancy up-regulated nonubiquitous CaM kinase
Exons: 11
Coding region: 56-1087 (343 amino acids)
Biological process (GO): peptidyl-serine phosphorylation
Cellular component (GO): intracellular anatomical structure
Molecular function (GO): ATP binding; calcium/calmodulin-dependent protein kinase activity; calmodulin binding
Source: RefSeq, a predicted model, not a curated record